AUGCAUACUGUAAACAUAAGUCAAAAACAAACAUNUAUGCAUACUGUAAACAUAGGUCAAAAACAAACAUUAUUAGCAACAGCGAUAGUGAGAGUUAUGAACACCACGGGAAAUUAUAUAGAUGGACGUGCAUUAGUUGAUAGUGGAUCUCAGAGCAAUUUUAUGAUUACAAAUUUAGUAAACAAGUUGGGUUUAAAAAGGGAAAAGGUAAAUGUACCUAUCAGUGGUAUAAGUGAGUCAAGAAAUAGCAUCAAAUAUAAAGUGACGGCUUCUAUAUGCUCAAAAACCGGUCCAUACGCAACAACAAUUGAUUUUUACGUACUACCAAAAAUAACUGGUUUACUACCAAAUAUGUCAAUGUAUAACAUUAAUAUCCCAGAAAAUAUUAUCAUUGCCGAUCCAACAUUUAAUGAGCCGGGAACCGUCGAUGUAUUAAUUGGAGCUGGUACGUACUGGGACUUAAUGUGUGUUGGUAAAUUUAAAGCACAUCAAAACGGACCGUACUUGCAAAAAACUUGUUUAGGAUGGGUAGUUGUCGGGGAAGUCGCAGAUAAGUGUGAGAACAAUAAAGUUACCUGUAUGUUGGUUAUGGAAAAUAAAGAAAGAUUAUUGGAAAACAAAAUUGAAGCUUUUUGGGAGAUUGAAGAACUUGACACAAAGCAAUAUUUCCCCACAGAAGAAGAAACAUUGUGUACAGAGCAUUUUAAUAAAAAUACUACGCGUAAUAAUAACGGUAGGUUCAUUGUAAGAUUACCGUUUAAAGAUAAUGGUCAAUUAGGUUAUUCAUACUACUCCGCUUUACGGCAAUUUUUAUCAUUGGAAAAUAGAUUAAUUAAAGAUAGUAGCUUAUAUGAUAAGUAA
Daktulosphaira vitifoliae (grape phylloxera) is the source of this 861-nucleotide messenger RNA. RefSeq lists its product as uncharacterized. The record is from RefSeq and is a predicted model, not a curated record. The transcript has a single exon. The coding region runs from base 1 to 861 and encodes 286 amino acids. NCBI's taxonomy places the organism in Eukaryota, Metazoa, Arthropoda, Insecta, Hemiptera, Phylloxeridae.